Eleginops maclovinus (Patagonian blennie) is the source of this 4379-nucleotide messenger RNA. It is a transcript of the gene jph1a, whose product is annotated as junctophilin 1a. Lineage: Eukaryota; Metazoa; Chordata; Actinopteri; Perciformes; Eleginopidae. Gene Ontology annotation, cellular component: endoplasmic reticulum membrane; sarcoplasmic reticulum; junctional membrane complex. The record is from RefSeq and is a predicted model, not a curated record.
UCUCUCCCUCUGAUCAGUGGGUGAGAGAGGGGGGAGACAGCAGCACACAGCCGAGAACCCGGCGUGCGCCUCCGGUAAAAAACCGCCCCGCGUUCACACCUUCACGCGCCGUUACGCAUGCCUCUUGUCCUGCAUGUGGACGUCCAUCCUCACCCUGCUCUCUGUUUCUGCCCCUCCAGUCAUCCUCUGGUCGGACCAUCCUGUGCAUCACACCUGGAUCCUGACUCUGAAUGACGGGCGGAAGGUUUGACUUCGACGACGGUGGCACUUAUUGCGGGGGGUGGGAGGAUGGCAAAGCCCACGACGGCAUCUGCACCGGACCCAAGGGCCAGGGCGAGUAUGCCGGGUCCUGGUCGCACGGCUUCGAGAUAGUAGGGGUGUACACCUGGCCCAGCGGGAACACCUACCGGGGCUACUGGUCCCAGGGGAAGCGGCAUGGGCUCGGUGUGGAGAAUAAAGGCAGGUGGAUGUACCGCGGGGAGUGGAGUCAUGGGUUUAAGGGGCGAUACGGAAUCCGGCAGAGCCACAACACACCCGCGAGAUACGAUGGCACCUGGAGCAACGGGCUGCAGGACGGGUACGGGAUCGAGACCUACGGAGAUGGCGGUACCUAUCAGGGCCAGUGGAUGGGGGGGAUGCGACACGGUUACGGCGUGCGUCAGAGCGUCCCGUACGGCAUGGCGACUGUUAUCCGCUCUCCUCUGCGCACUUCCCUGGCCUCGCUGCGGUCCGAGCAGAGCAACGGAAACGUGCUGCAGGACCUCUCCUUGCCCGCCGAUACCCCUGCAGGAAGCCGCGGCGGCUUCGUGCUGAACUUCCACUCUGACAGCGAGGUCGUCACCGGGAAGAAGAAGGGCCUCUUCCGCCGAGGCUCGCUGUUCGGGAGCCUCCGGCAGCUCAGGAAGUCCGACUCUCGGACCUCCAUCUCUAGCAAGCGCAGCUCCGCACGCAGUGAUGCCGCCAUGAGCCGCAUCAGCUCCAGUGACGCCAACUCCACCAUCUCCAUCGGGGACGGAGAGCUGCCGGAUGAGGAUUUACCCCUGGAGGACCAUGUGGACGCCACCACCACCGAGACCUACAUGGGCGAGUGGAAGAACGACAAGCGCAACGGAUUUGGGGUUUCAGAGAGGUCCAACGGGAUGAAGUAUGAGGGGGAAUGGCUUAACAACAAGCGCCACGGGUACGGGUGCACGGUUUUCCCAGACGCCACCAAAGAAGAAGGGAAGUACAAAAAUAACGUGCUGGUGCGUGGAAUAAGGAAGCAGUUGAUUCCUCUUAAAAACCCCAAAACCAAAGAGAAGGUGGACCGGGCCGUGGAGGCGGCGCAGAGGGCGGCAGCCAUCGCCAGGAGUAAAGUGGAAAUAGCUGCAUCCAGGACGGCUCACGCCAGGACAAAGAGCGAGGCUGCAGAUCAGGCCGCCAUCUCUGCCGUGCACGACUCAGAAAUCGCCAGAGCCGUCGCCAGGGAGCUCGCCCCCAACUUCUACCAACCAGGACCUGACUACAUCAAACAGCCGCAGAAGGAGCCUGUGGAGAUUAAAGAGGUCCCUGUUGAAAAGACGGAGAAGCCCCACAAAAAUUCUCCCCACUUCUACCGCAAAGGCACGACUCCCCCCCACUCCCCAGUGGCCAGCCCCGUGGUCACGCCCCCCCCUUCGCCUCACUCCAGCAAGAAGAAGGCUCAGCAGCUCCCCAACAGCAGCAGCAGCCGCAAGACCAGCAAGGAGGAGAAACCCUCCCGCAAGACCAGCAAGGAGGAUAAGCCGAGCCACAAGACGAGCCGGGAGGAGCGGUCCGGCAGGAAGCUGAGUAAAGAGGAGAGGGGCCCCGUCGCUGAUGGGCCCAAAGGUGCUCACGCUGAGGCUCCCCCAAAACCUGCUAAAUCGCAGCAGCCCCCUGCAGCCUCUGCUCCUCCUCCUCCUCCUCCUGCACUCCCUGUUAACGGAGAAGUCCACAGCGAGUACCACAGCUACUACGUCAAGGCCCCCACGAGGGUCCGUCCCCCCCCAGACCCCGAGGAGGACCGAGAAGAAGAGCCAAGCAUCCUUGACCUGGCCCGCAUGCCUCCCCAGCCCCCCAAAUCCUACAGCGUCACUCCGAAGCCCCCUUCUCUACGGGAGAACAAAAGCGACCCCAAACUCAGGAAGCAGGAUUCCCUAAAGCCAAAGAGCCUCGCAGACGCAAAGAAAGCCAGCAUGGAGAUCGCAGACAGCAUGGAGGACACAGGUCCUAACUCGGUCCUUGUUGCUAUGGUUAUGCUGCUGAAUAUUGGCCUUGCAAUUAUAUUUGUCCAUUUUCUGACAUGAUGAUGCCGUUUCUCAGUGAAACCUUCGCGACCGGUACAGUUGCAUCGCCGGCCUUGAAAAAUGAAAAUGGCGCCAGUGAGACACGAGGGCGGCCGUAGGAGAAUCAGGAAGUGAAGGCCCCCACCACCACCACCCUGUCAGGGGCCUUUCUUCAGGGGCCCGCCCUGUCGAUUAGCACUCCUCUGGCGCCUCCGGCGGCUGAAAGUGGGGGGGGGAGGGAGGGAGGGGGAAUGUCGUGUCUAGUGAGAUAAAUAAAAAUAAAAAAAGUUUAAAAUGAUAACCACAGUCUGGGGAUCGGACCGCCGCAGGAGUGUGGAGAGGCACUUUGAGAUGACGGGAGCAAACAGCUGCCUUUCUAUUUUGCCAUCUGACGUUUUGAUGGGGAGAUGUGAGCCGGGGGUCUGGGCGGGUGGGGCAGGGGGAGUCGCAGCGGGAGGGGGUCAAGCGUUUUCUGGGGUUACACAACUCCUGCAACAGGAAACUGAAGCACGGCCUGCAGCAGUCAGAGCUCGCACGGUCACUCAGUCUUACUCUGUUCACCGCCAUGGAGGCCCGUCCACCGUUACCCAGGAUGCACUGCUCGUAAACUCUCCCCGUGCAUGGUACAGUUUUAACAUCUCGUUUGUUUUCUUUUUGUUCGUUGUUGUUCUCUGAAUGUUGCAAGUAGUUGAAAAGGGAGAAUUUCUCCUCCUCUCAUUUUGUUUUCCCCCUUUCACGUUUUAUUUUAAGUUGUAAUUUGACAUUACACAUUACUGAAAGUGCAAUAUGUUUUAUUUUUUCAAAGAAAAGCUUAUAGUAUAUUUUGCCAAAAAGAAAAAAGGGGGGGUUCUAAUAUAUAUCCUUAUUUUCCAUUUAUUUUCUCAGACUCUCACGAUUUAAAUUUUCUGGUUUUGAGCCGGCGUUGUGUUUUAGGAAGGAGGUUUAAAAAGUACCUAGCUCUGAGAGAGUAACAAAUGUCUUAUGUUAUUUAUUAAACCAGAAGGAAGGAAAACCUCAUUGCACGUCAAUGAAGCCGUUUGAGUUCCUCUGUUCUUUUCUUUUUGCUUUAAAUGUCUCCACUAAAAAUGCAAAGACGCUCGUGCAGCGGUCAGUCAGACUGGGUCAGGACGUGGGGUUUAUUCAGGUCGAGGCCAUGGGGAAUGUGGCGCCAGGGAGAGAUGCCUUUUAAAAGUCUUUAACAGAACUCCUGUUUACCUCAGAAAAAGAUGAGGAGGGGGGGGGGGGGUGAGAUGCCGUCCUUGUCUUAACUUUGUCGUCGUGCGGGGGAUAUUCGACUGUUGCCAUCACGCUUUAGAGCCUGUUUGAAGUCGUUGUUGCAGGUAUGGCAUGAGUUUCUUUGAUUUAAAAAGUGGUUAUUUAUAUGGUUGGCAUUUUCUGUCAUCACCACCGAGGUUCAUUAUUUAUUCAAUGUACAACUGAUGUGUUUGGUCAUCAUUAAAAAAGGGCUUUAUAUGGUUUUAUUUGCUGCACACAUUACAUAUUACAGCAAACUGUCCACACAUAUUACUCAGAAUGUGGACAUCAAAGACACUCAAUUAUUUAACAUUUUAUUACAAAAUGUGAUGCAUUUUUCACCCUCUUUUUGCCACGCCCUCUUUUCUUGUUUAACAGUCUUCACGCGAGCGCCGUGGAGCUUCGGGGGGUCUAACAGAACAGUUUAUGGGAUAUUUUUGGAAAUGCAGCAUUGCAUGUUGGAGUCAUUUAUAUAUAGAUUAUUAUAUACUAUUUGUAAGGAUUUUUACAGAGCACAAUCCAGAAACUGGUAUAUGAGUUGGUAUUUUUCUAACAAUUUGCACACCUGUAUUUUGACAAUGAAUAUAACUUGUUUGUAAUUGGUAAUGUAAUGCACAUAAUGUUUGACAGUGGAUAAAAAAAUACUUUCUAAUUGGUUGUACUGUAUGUACCAUUUUGGGGAUGUGAAAGGCAGAUGUAUUGUUUGAGUAUUUUCGGAAAUUACGAGGAACUGCGGGAGACUUUUGAUAUCUCAAGGUUCAUGUUACCCCACUGAUUUGUGCAAAGUCUUUGGAGAUGAAGUUACGUGUAUAACAAUAAAGAUGUUAUGCCUUGUUAAAA